Messenger RNA from Tetrahymena thermophila SB210, 762 nucleotides. RefSeq lists its product as hypothetical. The record is from RefSeq and is a predicted model, not a curated record. NCBI's taxonomy places the organism in Eukaryota, Ciliophora, Oligohymenophorea, Hymenostomatida, Tetrahymenidae. The transcript has 5 exons.
AUGUCAAAUGGUUUUUAUGGGUUUGGUAUUUUUAAUAUAUCAAAUCCUUAAGCAAUAGUAAAUAUAGGAGCCUAUUUAAAUACAAAAUUUUCUUGUAGCUUUGAAAAAUGUAUAGAGUUAGUUUAUUUUCUGCAAAAACUUGGUUCUGAAUAUAUGAUUUUAUCUGAUGAUGAAAGAUAUUCAUUUGUGUGUAAUGGCUUCUAAGGUAUAUUAAUAAUGAAUAUUGAGAAUAAAACGUAACCUGUACUUUUGAGCUAACAACCCCUUGAUGGUUGGGCUUAAAGUGUGAUUUCGAUAUUUAACUAAAAAUAUCUCCUUGCUACUUAGAUAGAAAAAGGUGAAUUAGUCAUCAUUAAUAUUGAAGAUUUAGAAAACCCUUACAUUUAAUCUAAGCUGCAAUUUCCAGAUGAAAAUUCAAACAGCGUUUGUUUGACACCAGAUCAAAAAAGUGCUUAUUUUAUUGGAAAUAAAGGAUUGAGGCAGAUACCUACUUCUGUGAACUUGAUAAUACACACUUAAUUAUAACUUCAGCAAACUGAUAAGAGCGGAAAUAUUUAUUUCAAAGAUUUGAGUAUAGGUUAAAGUCUAUUGGUUGGAAAUUUCUAAAUUCAAACUCUCCCUAAUUGGAUAACAUAUAUUCCUCAAUACAAUUAAUUGCUAAUAUACGUUGAUAAAUCAGGCAUCGGUUUCUCAGCAAAUCUUUAGCACAUUAACAAAUCAAGGAUAUAUAGACAAUUAAGGUUUUUUAACAUCUAAACUUGA